GUCACCUAACCUCUUAGCUAAAUCACACCAAAACCCUAAUCUCUCAAAUCUUCUCCCCAAACACAAAAAAAUGGUUAACCCUAAAGUUUUCUUCGACAUGAGCGUCGGCGACAAACCCGCCGGCCGCAUCGUGAUGGAGCUUUACGCCGACACAACCCCCGAAACCGCCGAGAAUUUCCGCGCCCUCUGCACCGGCGAGAAGGGAGUCGGCAAAUCCGGAAAGCCGCUCCACUACAAGGGCUCGGCCUUCCACCGCGUGAUCCCCAAGUUCAUGUGCCAGGGAGGAGAUUUCACCGCCGGGAACGGGACCGGAGGAGAGUCGAUCUACGGCAUGAAGUUCAAGGACGAGAACUUUGUCAAGAAACACACCGGUCCGGGCAUCCUGUCCAUGGCCAACGCUGGUCCGAACACGAACGGAUCUCAGUUUUUCAUCUGCACUGAGAAGACGUCGUGGCUCGAUGGGAAGCAUGUUGUGUUCGGUCAGGUUGUUGAAGGGAUGGAUGUCGUUAGGAACAUUGAGAAGGUUGGAUCUGACAGUGGAAGGACCUCUAAGAAGGUUGUGAUCGCUGACUGUGGUCAGCUUUAGAUCUGGUGAUGAGAAAGUGUGAGAGAGAGAGUGGUUGAUCCAAUGGUAGCUUUGUGUUUUUCUGUUGUGUUUUUUUUUCUUUGUUCCCGUUCUUCUCUUCUUCGUUUCGAUCUUUGUGUUUCUGUGGCUACCAUUGAAUAAUAAUGAUAAUGAUUAAUCUUAGUUA
Messenger RNA from Raphanus sativus (radish), 752 nucleotides. RefSeq names its product peptidyl-prolyl cis-trans isomerase. The coding region runs from base 71 to 586 and encodes 171 amino acids. The transcript has a single exon. Gene Ontology annotation, cellular component: cytosol; plasma membrane. Gene Ontology annotation, molecular function: peptidyl-prolyl cis-trans isomerase activity. The record is from RefSeq and is a predicted model, not a curated record. Gene Ontology annotation, biological process: protein folding; protein peptidyl-prolyl isomerization. NCBI's taxonomy places the organism in Eukaryota, Viridiplantae, Streptophyta, Magnoliopsida, Brassicales, Brassicaceae.